Ceratotherium simum simum (southern white rhinoceros) is the source of this 1943-nucleotide messenger RNA. RefSeq names its product fibroblast growth factor 1 (gene FGF1). NCBI's taxonomy places the organism in Eukaryota, Metazoa, Chordata, Mammalia, Perissodactyla, Rhinocerotidae. Gene Ontology annotation, molecular function: growth factor activity. The record is from RefSeq and is a predicted model, not a curated record.
AGCAUCGGCUGCACUGGUAGGGCCCCAAGAGGGCGGCCUCAUGACACACUCGGCUGCCUCCCCCAGGCUCCCCAAGGCUGGAAGAACAACCUAUAUCAGGGUGGGUGUGGUGUGUGGUUUGCACUCAGCCCUUCUCUUGGGGCUCCCUUGAGCUCCAUUCACACCAGAGAGAGCAGGAGAGAGAGGACAAGCAGAUCCAACAGCCUCGACUCCAGGGGAAUAAGGGCAUUGCCUCCUUUUGUGGAAGGACACGCCCUUCUGAUGGAGAAUGGGAACUCCCUUCCUCCUGCAGCAGCCUGCCUGCAGCGGUCCUGCUAGGACAGUGUGGAUGCUGUAGGCUGAUGCAACUGCUGUCGCCCCAGAAAGACAGCGCUCCACAGCCAAAGCAAAGAGCCUUGAAAGCGCCAUAACCAGCAGCUGCUGAACCAUGGCUGAAGGGGAAAUCACAACCUUCACAGCCUUGACCGAGAAGUUUAAUCUGCCCCCAGGGAAUUACAAGAAGCCCAAACUCCUCUACUGUAGCAACGGAGGCCACUUCCUGAGGAUCCUUCCAGAUGGUACAGUGGAUGGGACAAGGGACAGGAGCGACCAGCACAUUCAGCUGCAGCUCAGUGCGGAAAGCGUGGGGGAGGUGUAUAUAAAGAGCACCGAGACUGGCCAGUACUUGGCCAUGGACACCAACGGGCUUUUGUACGGCUCAACACCAAAUGAGGAAUGUUUGUUCCUGGAAAGGCUGGAGGAAAACCAUUACAACACCUACACGUCCAAGAAGCACGCAGAGAAGAACUGGUUCGUUGGUCUUAAGAAGAAUGGAAGCUGCAAACGUGGUCCUCGGACUCACUAUGGCCAGAAGGCAAUCUUGUUUCUCCCCCUGCCAGUCUCCUCUGAUUAAGGAAAUCUGUUCUGAGUGCUGACGGCUCCAGAGGAGCCUGAAGGGGUCCUCACCUGGUUGACCCCAGAUCGUUCCCUUGACCAUUGGCUGCACUAACCCCCGGCCCACAGAGCCUGAAUUUGUAAGCAAUGCGCUUCUAAAUGCCCAGUUCACUUCUUUGCUGAGCCCUUUACCGCAGCACAGUUUGGAACAGGGGUACCAAAUUGCUUCUAGGGGCCAACUGGCUGGCCAGUCUGGGUCUGGUUUGGAUGUCCAUUGCCUCUGGGCACCUGCUGCAGGCUGAGCCUCUCAAUGCAAAGGUGGGGCCAAAUGAAGUGUGUUCAGGGGGCUGCCAAGUGGGUUAUUAGUAACUGCAUACAGUUCCCUCUUCUGAGUAAACCCUGUCUGCGAUCCCCAAACAUCUGGCAUGACUCCCUUUUGUCCUUUCAAUACCCCACAAAUAUUAGCAGAGAAGCUUAUGGCUAGGUUAGAGGAAGGCAGCGUUCCAUCACUACAAACAGGGAUGAAGAAAUCCCCCCUCAAGAACAGAAGGGAUUAAAAUGGCCAGGGGAGAUAGGAUUUUGGUGGACAGCUUAGAGGAUGGAUCUCAAUGUGGAAUAAUUGAAGGAUGAGUGGCUCAGCAACAGGAAAGCAGAAUAAAUGCACAGCCCUGAGAGCCCUUACCAUGCCUUGACUUUCCCAAGGUUAUUUGGCAGAAGGAAGUCCCUGAAUAUAUCAGGUGGAGAGCAUGAGAAGAGGGUUCUUGAUAAAAGAAAGGAUGUUGGACGUUGGUCAAUUCAUUUGGGUCCAGGGAGUGGGUGUGGGAGUGAUGAGAAAGAGAGGCAAACUUGGGCUGAGGGGAAUCAUCCUCUAAGAGGAUGAUUCUAGAAGUGAGAAGGAAAGAGAAAGGGAUGCCAUGACUUGUGCUUGGCCACCAGAAAGCAGGGGCUUUGGGUUCCUCGGGCAGUGUUUACAGAUCAUACGGGGAUCUUGUCUGAGUGUAGAUUCUGGUUCAGUGGGUCUGGGGUGCAGUUUUUAUAUUUCUAACAAGCUCCCAGGUGCUGUAGAUGCU